Bipolaris maydis ATCC 48331 is the source of this 959-nucleotide messenger RNA. The record is from RefSeq and is a predicted model, not a curated record. NCBI's taxonomy places the organism in Eukaryota, Fungi, Ascomycota, Dothideomycetes, Pleosporales, Pleosporaceae.
CUCAACGAUCACCGUCAACAAUUCGGUCACGAAUCGAUCUGCGACUCCAACUUUCAAUAUCGGACGACUAAGCAAUCCAAUUCUGCACUAUGAGAUUCAACGCUAUUAUCGCCUCCGCUAUCCUUGCGGUCACAAUCUCUGGCGCAGCACUUCCAGUGCCUGCCGAGGCUGCCGAGAAGCGUGAAGCUGAGCCGCAACUCCCAACUUGGCCGCGCCCGUAUGGUAUCCCUCAUGGCAUGGCCGCUGAGAAGCGUGAUGCUGAGGCGGGGAUAACUUGGAAACGCCCUUAUGGUUUGCCACAUGGUAUGGCCGCCGAGAAACGCGAAGCUGAGCCUGAGCCACAACUCCCAACCUGGCCACGACCUAUCGGCCUUCCCCAUGGCAUGGCCGCUGAGAAACGUGAGGCUGAAGCUGAGCCACAAUUGCCAACUUGGCCACGUCCUUAUGGUAUCCCGCACGGUAUGGCCGCUGAGAAGCGCGAGGCUGAAGCUGAGCCACAAUUGCCAACCUGGGACCGCCCUUACGGUAUACCACACGGUAUGGCCGCUGAGAAACGUCACGAUUAAAGGCCACGAAGAUUGUUGCAAUUCCACAUUCUUAUCAAAAUAACUCCUAUUCUUUUGGAUACUCUCGGCGGAUUCCCCAAUCAUCCUCCAAUCUCUACCUAUCAUGCUUGGGUACCUGUGUUGGAAUAUAACAAUCCGUCGCAUCGUGUAUAUUUUUUUCGAAAGCUCUUCAUUUUGACGUCGUAUAUAGUGGCAUGAACCAGCAUUUGACUGGUAUCUACUACAGAGCAGGACUGGUAUCUCUCUUUUUGUUGGCACCCACGGUACAGGAGAAUGCCCAUGCAUGUUGGGAAGAGGACCGGUCUCUUAUCAUGAAAAUUCUUUUUGUAUGUGUUCUUGGACAUAGUCUCCGCUUAUUUAGUUUAACUCAUGUCGAAUCGUACCAAAUUUGCU